Molecule: messenger RNA, 219 nt
Organism: Botrytis sinoallii
Lineage: Eukaryota; Fungi; Ascomycota; Leotiomycetes; Helotiales; Sclerotiniaceae
Exons: 1
Coding region: 1-219 (72 amino acids)
Source: RefSeq, a predicted model, not a curated record
AUGUGCAAUCCAGACUACACGCUUUGGUACAUAAGUGGCCAUAGAGUUAAUGGCUAUAUGCAAAAGAAGACUUGUCAGGAUUGGGAUGCUUUGAGAGAUUGGACAGAGGAGCAUACUAGUAAUUAUUAUGAUCAGUAUGACAUGGAACCAGGCAACGUUGGAGAUAAUCUGUGGUACAACUAUCACGCUGGAGACGGUUUACCAAUUGGUAGUCUUUAG